Molecule: messenger RNA, 729 nt
Organism: Agrilus planipennis (emerald ash borer)
Lineage: Eukaryota; Metazoa; Arthropoda; Insecta; Coleoptera; Buprestidae
Gene: ND-SGDH
Product: NADH dehydrogenase [ubiquinone] 1 beta subcomplex subunit 5, mitochondrial
Exons: 3
Coding region: 108-629 (173 amino acids)
Source: RefSeq, a predicted model, not a curated record
UAAACAGACGUUGUACUCAAAUGUGCAUUUUUAAAUAAAUAUGGCAAAAUUAGUUAUUUAAAUAUAAUAAACAUAAUAGACAACAACAGCUUAAAACUUGAGUAAACAUGGUAGUGUGGAGCUCAUUACGAAACAAGCUAUUUCAAAAUAAUUCAAAAAUCCUUCAAGAAUUAGCUAAACGAAAAGCUGGGGAUCACCAUGUCUUUCCUUUACAACCUUCAAGGUGGCAAUGGCAUAAAUUUAAAGAUUAUUUACAUCUUUAUGUUAUGUUGGGGGUGAUUCCUUUAAGUCUUAUAACGCUUUAUGCAAAUAUUUUUAUUGGCCCUGCAACUUUAAGCGAAAUUCCUUCCGGUUAUGUACCCUACCACUGGGAAUAUUACAGGAGUCCAGUUACUCGAUUCUUUGCUCGUUAUAUCUUUAACAAUCCCCAGCAAGAUUAUGAAAAAUAUUUACACUUACUGUUUGAAGAAGAUGAGAAAAGGAAACUUCGUCGAAUUGAUAAUAAAAUGAAAGAAAAAAUUAAAGAAAGAUUAGAUUACAAUGUGUACUACUACAGACCUGUGUUGGGUAAAUAUCACAGAUUGACAAGACAACUUGCAGAAGAAAAUAAACGAAUGCAAGGAGAUUAAUUUCCUUUCUCUUGUUAAAAAGUAGUAAUCAUUACAUACGUUUGUAUAAUAGAUAUGAGCUAGACAGAAAUUUUGUAAAUAAAAAUAUCUUUGAAAUCUA